AUUUGGUCGCUAGGUAAACAAAAUUCUCCGCAUGAAGAUAUACCUCAAUAAGCUUCUACAAAGAGCACUGUACACCUAAUCUGCAUGCAUAGGCUUUUCUAUACCUAAAACCCCCUGGCACGCCGUCAAUCCCGAUCCACUGAAGGAAAAAAGAGGAAAAAACUCCCCCAAGAAAUGACCCUAACCACACCACAUAUCACGGCAAACAGCUUCCUAACAACAACGACCACCACCAGCACAAGCUCCACAACGACAGAUGACCCAGAGCCCGUACUAAUAUACUUCAUCACCGGAAACCCAGGGCUUAUAUCCUACUAUCAUGCAUACCUUUCCCUUCUAAGUUCAGAACUCUCUCCUGGUACCGAUGUUGAUGGUUGUGGUGCUCCUGAUAGCGGGAGCUGGAGCAACAGCAACAGCAACCGCAACAUCCCCCAAUGCAUCAUCCAUGGAAAAAGCAUGGGCGGUUUUGAGAUUAUUGAAAAUGACCGAGGUGUGAGUAACGUUAAUGGAGGGACAGAAGCGCAAGCGCACCCAAGAGCAGCAGCAGCAACGAAUACGAAGCUAUACAACCUCUCAGAACAGAUUGAGCAUGUGGAGCGCAACCUGAACGAUUUCGUGGAUGCAUGGCGUGCGAGGAUGGAUUGGAGACAGGAGACGGACGGCAACGGCGUUGCUCAAGAAGAAGAAGAAGAAGGAGGAGGAGGAGUAGAACGACGGCAGCGCGGAGGUGCUAAUGUGAUUUUAAUCGGCCAUUCGGUUGGUGCGUAUGUCGCUAUGGAGCUCAUAAGACGACAGCGGGAGAGGAAUAGUAAGAGACAGACGAAGACAUCAUCAUCAGCCGGCAAGGGGGAAUGUGGAAAUGGAAAUGAUGGUGCGAUGGACAUUAUCGGCGGAAUCCUGCUGUUUCCGACUGUGGUUGAUAUUGCGAAGAGUUCGUCUGGGAGGAAGUUGACUCGACUUCUCUACAUUCCUUACCUAGCCUUACUCACAAGCCUGCUAGUCAAGCUCCUCGUAUUUAUACUGCCGGGAUCUUGGUUACGCAGCGUGGUGGGGAUGGUUAUGGGUUCGCCCCCAGGAAACGCAAUUGACACAACAGUGGAGUUUUUAAGGAGUAGACGGGGUGUUGAGCAAGCGAUACACAUGGCCGCAGACGAAAUGCGCGAGAUAACAUCCGACACAUGGAGUGACGAGAUUUGGGGCAUAGUUUCGUCAUCACCCGCACGUUCAUCAACGCCAAUAUCAACCACAGCUUCAGUGCCAGCAAAGGUACCACUGAAUCUGGUGCUAUAUUUUGCACAGCAAGAUCAUUGGGUAGCUGAUCAGACGAGAGACGAUAUUAUUCGAGCUAGGGGUGGUAUGGAAAAGGGCACGGGUAGUAAUGGUCCCAGGAUGCAAGUGUGCGAGGAUGGAGUGGUGCAUGGGUUUUGCAUUCGGCAUAGCGAUAUCAUGGCAAAAAAGACCGCCGCGUGGGUGAGGGAUAUUAUCCAAGGGCGACAGAACGGCCAGCGGUUCACUACAACCGCGUAGGCAGAUAGGCAAUACAUAGACCCAUACUCUCAAUAGAUCCCUUGUUUUUGUCUGGCAGAGAGACGGCGCAUGGGGAUGCCGAAGACAUAAUCAAUAGGUGUCACAAAAAGCCGUAGGAACAGACUAUCUAGCUAUUUGCCAAAAGUCCUCCCGUCCAAUUAAGGCCUAAGUCGUAUAUAGAAACUACAUUCAAGUAGCCUCUAGGUCACUGUGCGGGAGCUUGAUAAGCCUUUCUGAAAAGCGCACCAAGUACAUCACUUCCUGCGGUGGUUGUUGGUAACUGCGGUGGAGCAGCGGGCGGAACUGGCCAAUACCCGCUUCCCUGCUGCCCGUGAUGUUGAUGUUGAUGAUGUUGCUGCUGCUGCUGCGUUUCUGAAUCGACGUUUCGUAACGCGGGACUGUGAACCUU
Blastomyces dermatitidis ER-3 is the source of this 1936-nucleotide messenger RNA. RefSeq lists its product as uncharacterized. Gene Ontology annotation, cellular component: lipid droplet. The transcript is spliced from 4 exons. Gene Ontology annotation, biological process: lipid storage. Gene Ontology annotation, molecular function: lipase activity. The record is from RefSeq and is a predicted model, not a curated record. NCBI's taxonomy places the organism in Eukaryota, Fungi, Ascomycota, Eurotiomycetes, Onygenales, Ajellomycetaceae. The coding region runs from base 175 to 1527 and encodes 450 amino acids.